AAAGUUCGGAAACAGAGAAAAAAAAAAAAAAAAAAAGAAACACAAAGCAAAUAAAAUAAAUGACAAGGAACAAAAUUAAGGCCUUGUUUCGACAUAACUGUUAUUUUUUUUACAUAGUUUGAUGCAUUGACAUAGCUAAUUACUACCUUUAAUUCCUUUCCUUUAUCUAACACACAAACAAUAUAUACCAAAAUCAUGGAUAUUGAUCAUGAAGGCCGUGAUAACAACCUGCAGCAACAGCAGCAGCAGCGUGUAGGGAUCAUGAGCAGCGGGCUAAAGCGCUUCCUGGUCGUGCUCAACUGCGUGCUCAUGGCUCUCGGCAACACCGGCGGCCCUCUCCUGCUCCGUCUUUACUUCCGCCGCGGCGGCCACCGCAUUUGGCUGUCCAGCUUCCUCGAGACGGCCGGCUGGCCCCUCCUCCUCGUCCCCCUCCUCGCAGUCUCCCGCACCCCGCCCUCCGUCUUCGCAACACCUCGCCUCCUCCUCCCCUGCGCCGUCCUCGGCCUCCUCACGGGGCUCGACGACUUCCUCUACGCCUACGGCCUCGCCUUCCUCCCCGUCUCCACCGCCGCCAUCCUCAUCUCCACCCAUCUCGCCUUCACCGCCCUCUUUGCCUUCCUCCUCGUCCGCCAGCGCUUCACCCCGUACUCCCUCAACGCCGUCGCCCUCCUCACUGUCGGCGCCGUCAUCCUCGGCCUCCAUGUCCGCUCCGACCGCCCUCCGGGCGUCAGCAGGGGUCAGUACUACAUGGGCUUCUUCCUCACAAUCGGCGCCGCAGCGCUGUACGGGUUGGUGCUUCCACUAGUGGAGCUGACAUAUCGGAGGGCGAAGCGGCCGAUCACGUACACGCUGGUGAUUGAGAUGCAGCUGGUGAUGGGGUUCUUCGCCACCGCGUUCUGCGCUGUGGGUAUGAUCGUCAACAACGAUUUCCAGGCAAUUUCAAAGGAGGCAAAGAGCUAUGAGCUCGGCGAGACCUGGUACUACAUGGUGCUGGUGUGGUGCGCCAUCUUCUGGCAAUUCUUCUUCCUGGGCACGAUGGGAGUCAUCUUCUGUGUGAACACGCUGCUUGCGGCGAUCAUCAUCGCGGUGUUCAUACCGGUGACCGAAGUCCUCGGAGUCAUCAUCUUCAAGGAGAGGUUCAGCAGCGAGAAGGGCGUGGCGCUCACGCUCUCGCUCUGGGGCCUCGCGUCCUACUCCUACGGGGAGUAUAGAGAAGGAAAAGAGAAGGAAAAGGAAGUGGCUCUAAGAGCUCAGUCCGGUUGAUUCAUUGAGCUUGCUUGUUCGUUCCCCACCUGUGGCAAACCAAACAUGUAUACAGUGCUCGGCCAGGACCGCUGAGACGUAGGUAAUUUAUUACCGUUCAAAGUGGGCCUCAAAAUUUAGGUGCUUGGCUUUGAGAUUCGUGCGCUGCAUGCUCUGAGAUAAAGGUCAGUCUCAAAAAGAUUCCAUUGAGAACCCCAUCUCAGCCAAAUUUUGUUCACAAAAUUACUAUGAACUUUUGUGUCAUGAUCUAAAUGUUGGAAAUUCAUUUUCAGCGUGCACGUGCAUUUAUUGGUA
This is a messenger RNA of Ananas comosus (pineapple), 1557 nucleotides long. RefSeq names its product purine permease 3-like. NCBI's taxonomy places the organism in Eukaryota, Viridiplantae, Streptophyta, Magnoliopsida, Poales, Bromeliaceae. The coding region runs from base 196 to 1263 and encodes 355 amino acids. Gene Ontology annotation, cellular component: membrane. The transcript has 3 exons. The record is from RefSeq and is a predicted model, not a curated record. Gene Ontology annotation, molecular function: purine nucleoside transmembrane transporter activity.